AAAAAUUCAACUUUAAUUCCCACCUAAACAAAUCCACGUGUUGAUGUUUAUGACGGUAAGGCUAAUACUCGAUACAGAAUGGUUUACUUCAACUGUAAUACAUGUGGUGAAACCUUGAAGAGAAACAAAGUAGAGAUACAUUACAGAACAAAAUGUCGAAGCUGUGAAGUUGUAUCUUGUGUUGACUGUAGUAAAGAAUUUUGGGGAGAUGAUUAUAAGAAACAUAUGACUUGUGUCAGUGAAGAAGAAAAAUAUUCUGGUAGUAAUUAUGUUGCAAAACCAAAUAAAGGGGAAGUUAAACAAGAACUAUGGCAGCAGUCUAUACAGGAAGCUGUAGAGAAAAAUAAACAAAAUCCCAAACUUAGAGAUUUAUUAUCAAGAUUGAUAGACCACCCCAAUAUACCAAGAAAACAACGUAAAUUUGAGAAUUUUAUGAAAUCUAGUUUUGGUGUUCGAGACAAUAAAUGUAUAGCACAGAUCUGGGAAAUAAUUUCUCAAAAUACUACAAAUAACGACAAUGGUGAGGUCAAAGAUUCAGUGAAUGGAAAGACAGGUGAUAAAAUCGUAUCAGAUAACAGUGGCAUCAUAAAUGGAGAAAAUGAUUCUGAGGAAACAAAUAAAAAGCUUAGUAAAAGGGAGAAGAAAGAACAGCGCAGAUUACAAAAUGAUAAAAAGGAAAAGAAAGAUAAAAAUAAAAACAGUGUGGAAAAUGGUGAAGAGGUGAACGGGUCAACAAAGAGCAAGAAAAAGAGAAAAAGGAAAAAUGAAGAUAGUGAUGAAGAAGAGGAUGAAGAAGUUCAAUCUGGGAAAAGAAAGAGACAAAAUGAAGAUGAGAAUGAGGAGGAGGAGGAGGAGGAAGAAGAGGAACAACCGGUGAAAAAAAGAAAGAUUAAGUUUGAUUGGGAGAAAACAAUUAUAACAGUUUUAAAAACUAAAGGGGAAGAUUUACCUGUGAAAAAAUUACGUAAAAAGGUUUUAGCAGAAUAUUCAUCACAAGGUGGUUGUCUGGAAUCUGAAGCUGAACUCAGUGCUAAAUUCAAUAAGAAACUCAUGAAAAACCCUAAAUUCAAAGUUCUGAAGGAACGAGUUAAACUUGUAAAAAAUAAAUGAUGUGAUUAUCUGCAAAAUGGACAACAAUUGAGUGAAUAUAUUUACGAGAACAUCUAUUCAACCUCCAAUGAUCCAGUGAUUUGAAAGAACAUAUUAAAAGACAUUCAUAGGGAGGAAAAACAGGAAUGGUGAUACUGGGUGGAUGUUUUGUUAUCAUUUUUUUAAAACUGAAAAUAAAGUAUAUAUCGGUAUAAAAAAAAUAAAAGUUCAAAUUUA
Messenger RNA from Patella vulgata (common limpet), 1326 nucleotides. RefSeq names its product cell growth-regulating nucleolar protein. Gene Ontology annotation, cellular component: nucleolus. Gene Ontology annotation, biological process: negative regulation of transcription by RNA polymerase II; rRNA processing. Gene Ontology annotation, molecular function: DNA binding. The coding region runs from base 79 to 1110 and encodes 343 amino acids. Lineage: Eukaryota; Metazoa; Mollusca; Gastropoda; Patellidae. The record is from RefSeq and is a predicted model, not a curated record. The transcript has 8 exons.